Glycine soja is the source of this 1796-nucleotide messenger RNA. Its product is annotated as fatty acid hydroperoxide lyase, chloroplastic. The coding region runs from base 177 to 1601 and encodes 474 amino acids. Gene Ontology annotation, biological process: sterol metabolic process. The transcript is spliced from 3 exons. Gene Ontology annotation, molecular function: oxidoreductase activity, acting on paired donors, with incorporation or reduction of molecular oxygen; heme binding; iron ion binding. The record is from RefSeq and is a predicted model, not a curated record. NCBI's taxonomy places the organism in Eukaryota, Viridiplantae, Streptophyta, Magnoliopsida, Fabales, Fabaceae.
UGAAAGAAAGAGAGUCAUUGGGUUUCAAUUGUUCACAUUGGAUUGCAUAGCAACACAAAUCCAAAAAUAUUGGACAAUAUAAUAAUAUCUCAUUAACUCCUCCUUUCUCCUCAUCACAUAUUCACAUCAAAGAGCAACCACCACACCACACAGCACUUCCCUUCUCCUCCUCCACCAUGUCAUUGCCACCGCCGUCGCUGGUAACGGCGGCGACUCCGACGGAGCUUCCGAUCCGGCAGAUUCCGGGAAGCUACGGGUUCCCGUUGCUGGGCCCCAUCUCGGAUCGGCUUGACUACUUCUGGUUCCAGAAGCCAGAGAGCUUCUUCAGAAAGCGAGUGGAGAAAUACAAGAGCACUGUGUUCCGCACCAAUGUUCCUCCCUCCUUCCCCUUCUUCGUUAACGUUAAUCCCAACGUAAUCGCGGUUCUCGACGUGAAAUCAUUCUCCCACCUCUUCGACAUGGACCUCGUCGACAAGAAGGAUGUUCUUGUCGGAGACUUUGUCCCCAGCGUCGCCUUCACCGGAAACAUGAGAGUCGGCGUUUACCAGGACACUACCGAACCUCAACAUUCCAAGGUGAAGAACUACAUCAUGGAUAUUCUGAAAAGAAGCUCAGGCAUAUGGGUAUCAGAACUAGAAUCAAACCUAGACACACUGUGGGACAACAUCGAAGCAUCACUCUCGAAAUCCUCAUCAGUUUCGUACCUUUUCCCGUUACAACAGUUUCUCUUCACGUUCCUCUGCAAAGUCCUUGCCGGUGCAGACCCUGCACGUGACCCUAAAAUCGCAGAGUCAGGCUAUUCCAUGCUUAAUAGUUGGCUCGCUCUUCAGCUGCUCCCCACAGUCAGCGUGGGCAUCCUUCAACCCCUGGAAGAAAUCUUCCUCCACUCCUUUGCCUACCCUUUCUUCCUCGUCGGUGGAAACUACAACAACCUCUACAACUUCAUCAAGCAACAAGGCAAGGACACUAUAAACCGGGGCGCAAUCGGGUUCGGGUUAACCGAAGAAGAAGCCAUCCACAAUUUGCUCUUCGUGCUGGGCUUCAACUCCUACGGCGGAUUCUCCAUUUUUCUCCCCUCUCUGAUCGAUGCCAUAGCCAGCAACUCCGCAUUGCAGGAGAAGCUUAAAAAAGAAGCGAGAGAAAAGGGCGGGUCAACGCUGACCUUCGACUCGGUCAAAGAGAUGGACCUGAUCCAAUCCGUGGUCUACGAAACGCUGCGCAUGAACCCUCCGGUUCCACUCCAGUACGGUCGAGCCCGAAAGGACUUCCGGUUGAGUUCGCACGACUCGGUCUUCCACGUCAAGAAGGGCGAGUUGCUGUGCGGCUUUCAGAAGCUCGUCAUGAGGGACUCCGUUAUAUUCGACGAACCGGACCGGUUCAAGCCGGACCGGUUCACCCAAGAGAAAGGGGCCCAGUUGUUGAACUACUUGUAUUGGUCCAAUGGGCCUCAGACCGGGUCGCCCAGUGUGUCCAAUAAACAGUGCGCGGGUAAGGACGUUGUCACACUCACCGCGGCUUUGAUUGUGGCGUACCUUUUUCGCAGGUAUGAUUCCAUCCAAGGGGAUGGCAGUUCCAUCACUGCCCUUCAAAAGACCAAGUGAAAGAAGGGUAAAUGUGUAUUUUCAUUGUGGAGCUUGUAUUUUAUCUAAGGUAUAUUAUUUACUUGAGAAUGAUGAUCUAUUUAUAUAGAAGAGGCAGGUUUAUGCAACUCUUUCAUAAACUACAAUCUUCAAUUGUAACUAACAGAUGACUGAUACAUUUUGUAAUCGUAUGCGCACUUCUUUUUUUUUUUUCAA